AUGAAAAGGCAACAAAAGAGGAAACAUUUGGAAGAUAAAGGGUCCCAGGAAACUGGCCAGAAAGGAGGAGGAAUCUUGAGGUCACAAGAGGAUGUCCAUCAGCUUGGAUCGACCAAGGUGGCCAAAGGCUGUAGCGCAGGGGCAGAGGAGGUCUCCUCUGCCUCCGAAUACUUCUCCUGUGUUUCUUCUCCAAGCAAGCUCAUCCAUGGUGGAAUCCGGAAGUCACUUCAAUACAGUCCCCAGAGUAGAUCAACCCUCUCCCCUGUUCAAGAACAAGGGGAGAUCACUCCCCUCUCACCACAUGUCUCUUUAUCACCCCCUUCAUCUGAUAAGACCUGUGUGACUUCUCAGUAUAUAAACAAAGAGGAAAAGGGCAUGAAAGUAUACUACAUGCAGGUACAAGUGAAAAAGGGUGUGGCUCUCUCCUGGGAGACAGAGGAAGCCCCAAAGUCACUAAAAAAGAAGCCGAGGAUGGAAGAAGUGAACCUUCCUGAGAACGUGCGGGUAGGUACACCCCCCUCUGACGUAUCCACCAGAAACCUCCUAUGUGACAGUGAGACCAGUGAAGAGGCAAAAGAGCAUGAGGAAAGAGGAGAGGCAAAGAGCCCACCAGGAUUGCCCACAGUUGAGGAGACACCCAGGGCCAAGACACCUGACUGGCUGGUGACUAUGGAGACUGGCUUCAGGUGCAUGGCCUGCUGCAGGGUCUUCCCCACGUUGGAGACCCUCAAAGAGCAUGUGCAGUUAGGGAUUAGGGAGGGCUUCAGCUGCCGCGUCUUUCAUCUCGCCAUGGCUCAGCUGAGGAGCAAUGUGGAAUCAGAGAAGAUCCAGGAGAAGGAGGAGGAGGAGGAGGAGGAGGAGAAGGAGGAUAACGAUGAGGAGAAAGAGAAGCAAGAAGAAAAAAAAAAUGAGGGGGAGCCGCCCACAGGGUAA
Pteronotus mesoamericanus is the source of this 933-nucleotide messenger RNA. RefSeq names its product family with sequence similarity 170 member A (gene FAM170A). NCBI's taxonomy places the organism in Eukaryota, Metazoa, Chordata, Mammalia, Chiroptera, Mormoopidae. The transcript has 3 exons. The record is from RefSeq and is a predicted model, not a curated record. Gene Ontology annotation, cellular component: nucleus. Bases 1 to 933 code for a protein of 310 amino acids. Gene Ontology annotation, biological process: fertilization.